AUGACAGAGUUUCGCUUGGUUGGCGGAAAAUCGAAGUUUGAAGGACGAGUAGAAAUAAAAUACAACAGCACGUGGGGAACCAUUUGUGAUGACGGCUGGGGAAAAGAAGAGAAAUCAGUCGUCUGCAGGAGUCUAGGAUUCAAUCCAUCUAACACCAAGGCCGGUCAUGUUUACGGAGGUACUGGACCUAUUUGGUUAAAUAAUAUUAUGUGUGCUGGUUCAGAAAAUUCGUUGGCCGAAUGUCGACAUGAUGGAUGGGGAGUACAUAACUGCAAUCAUAGUGAAGAUGUCGCUGUUGUUUGCAAAGAUAUUUCUUACCGUCUAGUAAAUGGACCUGGCUACCAUGCAGGGAGACUAGAGGUCUUCUUUGACAACCAAUGGGGUACAGUUUGUGAUCAUAUGUUUGGACCAGAGGAGGCGAGCGUAGUCUGUAGACAGUUAGGAUUAAGCCCAUUACGAGCAAACGCGAUACCAGGUGCUUUCUACGGCAGGGGAACCGGUACUGUUUGGUUAGAUCACGUGGCUUGCGUUGGAACAGAGCCUGCGUUAGACAAAUGUAUACAUCAUGGAUGGGGCAGAAAUAACUGUAGUCACAACGAAGAUGUCUCCGUUGUAUGUCAACCUGCAUCGUACAGACUAGUGGGCAGUAAUGUACCUUAUGAAUGUCGGGUUGAAGUCUUCCACGAUAAUCAAUGGGGGACCCUGUGUGAUGAUGGGUGGAGUCCAGAGGAAAUGAGGGUCGUCUGCAGCAGUCUGGGAUACAACCCGACUACGACUAAGGCGUUUUUCGGUAACGGAACUGGUAGGAUCUGGCUGGAUGAUAUUGUAUGUACUGGUAUGGAACCGAGUAUAGCCGAAUGUCAACACAGUAAAUGGGGUGUACAUAAUUGUGGUCAUCAUGAGGAUGCUGCCGUUGUUUGUAAACCUGUUGAAUACCGUCUAGUAGGUGGUUCUGGACCACAUGAAGGUCGUGUAGAGGUUUUUUUCAACAAUGAAUGGGGUACAAUCUGUGAUAACAUGUGGAGUACCAUAGAUGCUGAAGUGGUGUGUAAUGGACGUGGUUUCAGCAGGAUUGGCGCUGAACCUAAAAUGGGGGCGUUUUUUGGACAAGGUCAAGGUCCCAUCUGGUUGAGUGACGUCGCUUGUGAAGGCGGUGAAGCAUCAAUCAGCGAGUGUACACACAGUGGUUGGAGGAGACAUAACUGUACCCAUGCCAACCAUGCGUCUGUUAUAUGUAAAUAUGGACCUACCGAGCUGAUGCUAAACACUACCAAUAACCAACAAAUUGUAAAUGACCAGAUGGUUAUUGAUGCUAGAGAUGGGGAGGAGGUGAUUGUAAACUGUGUUACUGAUUGUGUACCGGAUUGUAUGAUCCACUGGCACAAAACUAAUAAGGAAAACGUCUACAGUGACGCGUUGUCUAACAAUAGUAGACUCGUACUGUCACCGAUACAACGGAAUCAGAGUGGAGAAUAUUUCUGUAUGGCUAUAAAUCCUGAAAUCAGUACCACCCCUGCCACC
Molecule: messenger RNA, 1521 nt
Organism: Patella vulgata (common limpet)
Lineage: Eukaryota; Metazoa; Mollusca; Gastropoda; Patellidae
Product: CD5 antigen-like
Exons: 9
Cellular component (GO): membrane
Source: RefSeq, a predicted model, not a curated record